Molecule: messenger RNA, 1263 nt
Organism: Penicillium oxalicum
Lineage: Eukaryota; Fungi; Ascomycota; Eurotiomycetes; Eurotiales; Aspergillaceae
Product: putative plasma membrane SNARE protein (Sec9)
Exons: 2
Coding region: 1-1263 (420 amino acids)
Biological process (GO): exocytosis; vesicle fusion
Cellular component (GO): plasma membrane; SNARE complex
Molecular function (GO): syntaxin binding; SNAP receptor activity
Source: RefSeq, a predicted model, not a curated record
AUGGGGCUCUUCAAAAAGUCCAGCGAAGACGGCGAAGACUCCGGCCGCCGCGCUUUAUUCGGUUCUCGAUCCAAGAACAAGAGCCCUGCACAACCGGCCAAUCCGUAUGCUCAGCCAGCGCACAUCGAUCCCUAUACCAAGGCGAAAAUCCAAGCCGGUGUUGCAUCCCCGCCGGCCGGUUAUCAGAGCGGAGGCCAAUCCCCCGCCCCCGCGCAAGGCCCCCACGAUAUUCCCUCCGACAACAAAUACUCGGCGAACGCGUACGGGAAUCAAGGCGGCUACGGUAGCGACCGCUUCGGUAAUGGUAACAACAAUGGCGCUGGCGCUUCUCGUUACGGAUCGGGUGGUUAUGGAGGACUAGGCAGCACCGAUCCCAACGAUCCUGGAACGACGGAUGCUGCACGGAAUGAACUCUUUGGCGGGGCCAGGGAUCGUACAAAAUCAACUCAGAACGGAGCUCCGCCUCCAUAUUCGCCCAACCAGACCGGUGAACAGGGCGGCAACUACGGUGGCGGCAGCAAUGAAUAUAGCAUGGCCACUUAUCAGGAUCGACAAUUGACGGCCGAAGAGGAGGAGGAAGAGCAGAUCCAAGCCACCAAGCAGGAGAUGAAAUUCGUGAAACAGGGAGAUGUGGCAUCGACUCGGAACGCCCUCCGGGCCGCCGCAAUGGCAGAGGAGACGGGACGGUCGACACUGGCCCGGCUUGGCGCUCAGGGUGAGAUGAUUCACGGAGCGGAGAAGAAUCUCGACAUGGCCGCGAUCGAGGGACGUCUCGCCCAGGAGAAGGCGCGCGAGUUGAAGACCCUCAACAAGAGCAUGUUCGCGGUGCACGUGUCCAACCCGUUCACCAGUGCUUCGCGCAGACGAGAGCGGGACGAACGUGUCCUCAACACCCAUCGCGAAGAGCGCGACCUCCGCGAUGGAACUCGUUCAGAAGCGUACCAGACCAACGCACGCAUGGACAAGGUCUUCCGGGACAUUGACCGAGAGGCCAACAAGCAAGGCAAGGGCAAAAAGGCGAGCGUGACGGAACGUGCCAAGUAUCAGUUCGAGGCGGACAGCGAGGAUGAAGCCAUGGAGGACGAGAUUGAGCAAAAUCUGGAUCUUCUCAGCGGUGCUGCCAGCCGACUGAACGGUCUGGCCAAGGCCACCGGUCAUGAAUUGGACGAGCAGAACAGACAUCUGGAGCGUAUCACAGGCAAGAGCGACUAUGUCGACGAUCAGAUCGCCAUGAAUCGGGCAAAGCUCGAUCGAAUCCGCUAA